GUCAUAUUUUGCGCUGACAACAAUUAUUGCAAAGCAUUCGGUGGCUCGACUGCUUCGUCAUAUACCAAAACAUUGCUACGUUGUUAUGCGUUUUGAAUUUACCAGGAUUGUAGGGUUGUGCAGUCAGUUUUCGGUUGAAUUUGGCCGGAUGCCGCAUUCGAAGUUAGUGCAUCUAACUCUACGAGGUCGUGAUUGAUUCUUUUGUUUUGCCAACGUAGGUUGUGUUCGUAGGUUGUGCGGGCGGAAAGUAACAUGUAGCCGGGUAAACUAAGUUACUGAGACAGUUAAUUUGCCGUCUGUUCCCGCUGGGACAUUAAGCAGGUCCCGUAGAUUGAGGAACAAACGUUAGAUAUAAACACUUUCGCCUGCCAGCCGCAUUGAGAUACCCGCUGACGAUGUCUGGUGCUAAUUGCAUUUGAGCCUCCCUGGACGUAGUCAGCUGUCUCCCCGAGCUUUUUUCGUUCCCCUGACAGUUCGUCCGGCCGCAACGUAAAGGAACGAACAAAAGAACUCAGGUUUUCUCUCUUUGACGAGCCGAUGUUGCUCCGUGCGCCUUUUUCCUUUCGCACCCUGCUUUGGAACGAUCGUUACGUCGCUGAAUUUGCUCUACUGAACGUGCGACGAACGUAGCUGUCGCAAGUCGCACUUCUGUCACUAUAAUAGCUACAGUCGCGUUACAGAAUCCAGAUCAGUUCGUCUAGUUACCGUAAUGCAAGACAGUAGCUCCAGGGGCAAGAAGCAAUAUUUUACAUACCUUCUAACUGAGCCAGAGAGCUUACAAUAGAUCUUAUUCUCCUGAAGUUGUUUUAGGACGUCUAUAUAACUCUUUGUUUGCGUGCAGCAUUGUUAUUAGGAUUUAUUAUUGUUUUCCUGCUACCUGGAUACUCUUAUAGAGGAUAUCUUGCUUCAAGGAAGGAUAUAUAUUCCUUACACGAUACUUCUCUGCUUACCAACUGUGCUAUUCAGUGAUAGACUCUCUUUGCCCAGGGGCAAAACUUAGACCAAUUGGCCCAUUGACCUUGCGUUUGAUCGGGCUUACAUUUCCCUGCUGUCAUUGUGAUGAUUUCCGGUCAGUCUACUUGUGAGUGGCAGACCGUACAACCUCAAGUAAACGGCCACAUCGACCAGGCCCACCAGCAACAACAGCUAGCAGCACAAGGAAUGGUACCACCUGGAAUCCCAAUCAUGUUGCCUCACCCAAUGCUAACAGCCCAAUCAGCGUCUGUCCCCAACUGGGAUCCCAACUCAACCCAAGCAGCAAGUGCGAGCGGCACUGCCCCGCCUUCGACCGUCACCACCUUUGUCAAUAACCAGUCCAUCCCCAGCACUAUCACUUCAACCUACAUGAAUUCAAGUCAGUCCGACACCGCCACCUACAUGCAGAACUCAGUCAAAACUGAGGUGGGUGUCACCCCGAGCCCCAGUGUGGCCCCGUUUGUGAACCAGUCAAUGAAAGAGAUGCCGCAGUUGCCCCAACACCCUGGCAUGUUUCCACAAGCAUAUUUGCUGCCAAACGGUCACACUGCCACAGCUGAAUUCGUUCAAGCUCAAGCUGCUGUUGCUGCUGCGCAGGGUCAAGCUGUUGCAGUAGGCGAUGGUUCUGUCCCUUCCACGUCUUCAGUUGGUUAUUCAGUGACCGGACAACCCAUAAUCAUGAUGGACCCCAACCAGGUCCCCAAUGGUGGGGUACCGGUCACCCAUGUACAAACUCUUGCCCUACCUGCUCCUAAUACCUCAACUGGCUCAGGAAGUUCUGUGACUGACGAGGCGUCCUCAUCUACAAAGAGCGAUGCUGUCGACCCAAAUAAAGUAACCAAUCAGAAGCGUCUUCACGUCUCAAAUAUUCCGUUCCGAUUCCGAGAUCCUGACCUGCGACAAAUGUUUGGGAAACAUGGUAAAAUUGCAGACGUAGAAAUUAUUUUUAAUGAACGUGGCUCCAAGGGUUUUGGUUUCAUUACGUUUGAAACAAAGGAGGAUGGAGACAGAGCAAAGAAGGCUCUGCAUGGCACCAUUGUUGAGGGAAGAAAAAUUGAGGUAAAUGACGCUACUGCAAGAGUCCAAACCAAGAAGCCAGCAACCCCACUUAUAAAUGGUCUAAAGUUGCCGCAAAUGGUUGCCGCAAACCUGUAUGACCCCAUGGCAGCAGCAGUGCAAGUCAACCCACUAACAGCAGCAGCAUACAGACAAACAGCACUUGCAAGAGGCAGAGGAAGAAGUCUCCUAGUUCGACAACCAGCGCUUGCAGCAGCUCCACAAAUGGCUACAGCUGCAAUACAAACCAAUGGAGGUCUCAUACCGGUAAUGUACGACACAAGCAGCUUGUACCAACCGGCUCCAACCGGUUACGACCUGUCUGCUCUCACUGCUGCAGUUCAAGGCGGUUCUGUGUUUUAUCAACCAACUGCGCAAGGUAUCCCAGCCGGUGCCACAGCAUAUACCAUCCCGCAGUACGCCACUACACGUUACAUACAAGCUGCUCCUGCCUCCCAAGGUGCCACGGCCGCACAACUGCAGGCUGGUUUGGCAUACACUGCAGCUGGUGCCGUGCCAACUGCAGCCGCGCCACAACAAUUGACCUACGCUACCCCGACCGCCAUUUUGGACCCCUACCAACAGGCUGCCCUGACACCUGGGGCUUAUGGGUCUCCCAUCCCCCUUUCGCCAAUGGUCUAGUCUCCUGAUUCAUGGCGACCUUAGCCCACCCUGCAAGAAGUUAUCGGUUCACACCCUACUGAGAGAAAAUCCGGAUUCAACCGGCUCAAAGCGGUUCAGAUUGCGAAAUCCUUGAACCCUCUGCUUUUCGGAGGUGUUCCAUAUGAACUGGCCCUGACACGUCAUCGCGAGUUCUCUAAAACGGGAUUUCCCCGCUCAAUGCAGUACGAUCACCUCUAUUCUGUGUUGACGUCAGUGCUUUUACCAUUCUCCCGUUUAUUGUCGCUUUGUAUUUAUAUAAGCGAGUGCAGUACGUAGUCCAACCCUUUUCUCUCUCUCUCUUUUUUCUCACGAUGAAAUUGUUAUUUUUUAUUACUGCUGCGCGCGCUCGCGGCGGCGGACCGUUUUUAUUACCGAAAGGCAGCGCCCCCUUUUUUCUGCAAUAUCUUUUGCCACGUAUAUACCCGACCCCACAACCCCCAAGCCGCUGGCCCUUUUUUCCGAAAAAAUUAAACUGCCUUAAAUCCACUGCUGCUACCGCCGCAAUACCGACUCGCUUUUUUACCGCCGCGAGAUGUCCCACCUUGGUGUACAUAAACCUCCAGCUGCAACUCAGCAUUUUUCCGUCCCCUACUCCCCCCUUGCAGUAAAAAUUAUCAUGUUCGAACAAGAACGGUCAUACACGUCCUUGCACAUUUCUAUUGCAAAACCGAACUCGAAAACCCGGGUUUUUUUGCCGUCGAACGUAAAAUGCACUCAUUUAGUGAUAAUUCUGUAUCCCCUCUCCCCCCCCUGGUUUUCGGGUUCGAGUUUUUGCUUGUUUUUGAUGACUACAAACCGUGUUGAUCACCGUUUCCGCCCUUUGAUUUAUUAAUACACGAACCCGACAUUACA
This is a messenger RNA of Ciona intestinalis (vase tunicate), 3546 nucleotides long. RefSeq lists its product as uncharacterized. Gene Ontology annotation, molecular function: mRNA binding. Gene Ontology annotation, biological process: nervous system development; regulation of alternative mRNA splicing, via spliceosome. The record is from RefSeq and is a predicted model, not a curated record. Gene Ontology annotation, cellular component: cytoplasm; nucleus. Lineage: Eukaryota; Metazoa; Chordata; Ascidiacea; Phlebobranchia; Cionidae.